This is a messenger RNA of Perkinsus marinus ATCC 50983, 180 nucleotides long. RefSeq lists its product as hypothetical. Bases 1 to 180 code for a protein of 59 amino acids. The transcript is spliced from 2 exons. The record is from RefSeq and is a predicted model, not a curated record. Lineage: Eukaryota; Perkinsozoa; Perkinsida; Perkinsidae.
AUGAAAAAUCUUGAGGAAACUUUUAUUGGUUUCUGUACACUUCUACCUAUAUUCGUACCCCUGUGGCCCGAGUGGGAUGUUACAGCCAAAGACGCGGCUAUUCGAUCGGCUUUUAAAAAGGAAAUCGAUGAGAGAAUCGCACGGGAAAUCUCUGGGGAGGAGCUCGUCGAGGUGACAUAG